AUGAUUACAAAAAAGUUUCAUAAAAUAAGAAAAGGUUACUUGAAUUGUUAUCGUAAUAUAUCAAAUAAUGGUAAAAUAUCUUAUAAGGAUAAGAAUUUAAAUUUAUGUGUAUCUUUUAAUAAUAAUGCAAAUGUAAACCAUGAACGAUUUGACAAUAAAUUUUAUUUGUAUAACAUAAAUUCUACUAUUUUCAAAUUGUUUAAAUAUAUUCAUAUUUUUAGGAAAAAAUAUAAAAAAGAUACAGAUUUAAAUAAUAAAAUGAAGGAUAAGUAUAAAAUUGAACAGAUAUUUAUGUGCUAUAUUUCUAUUUAUAAAAACAUAAAUAGAAAUUUAUUUUUAAAAUUAACAUUAGAAAUUUUAAAAUUUUCUAUUUUAAAUAAAAAAAUAAUUAACGAUAACGAAUUUUAUGAAGAACUUUUAAAGGAAGUAAUUGGAUGCAGAAAAGAGAAGGAAUUAGAGAAAACUAUUUUUUAUGAAUACUUAAUAAAAAUUUUAUCAAUAUUAUUAAUGAAUUCUAAUUUUUUUAAUGAAAAUUUUCAUAGGAUUUUUUUUAUAGAAGCACUAGAAAUGAUGAAAAAAGAAGAAAAUAUAAAUUCAUUUAUGAAAAAUUUUACUUAUAUUCUUUCCUGUAUUUCAUUUUAUAAUAGAAUUUUAAAAAAAGAAUUAUAUGGUAAUACGUCUGUUCUUUUAAAUAUUCCAUCUAAUAAUCAAAUUUUUUUAAACCAAUUAAAAAAAAACACUCUAGUUAAUUCUUUAUCUAUAAUAUUAGAUAUUUUUGAUAGAAUUCAAAAUUAUAACUAUUUUAAUGAAGUUGACAUAUGUAAUAUUUUUGAUUUUUUAAAUGAAUUUAAAAAGACACAUAAUAUAAAAACAAUUAUAUAUAAAAAUAUUCACAAAUAUUUUACUACUUUAAGUCAAAUGAAGAAUUUAUGUUUAUUCUUAUAUUUAAUUUCAACUUGUACUAAUGCAAUUCACCAAAAUAUAUAUAUAUAUAUAUAUAAUAUUAUAUUUUUAAAAAGAAAAGAAUUAACUGAUCUUAAGAAUAUAAAUCUUUUUUUGUUAAGCAUAAUAAAAUAUAAAAAUGAAAAAAGUAAUUUAGAUAUAAAUAAAAUAAAAAGAAAUAAUUUGAUAAAAAAAAGAAAUUUAAAAAAAAUUAAAAAUAUAAAUAAAAAAUUUGAAUUAUGUUUAAAAUUAAAACAUGGAUAUAUUAAAAAGAGAAAAAGGAACGAUGAAAAAGUUAUCUAUUUUUUUAUUAAGCAUCAGUUCAUUCAAUUAAUUAAAAAGAAAAAAAUGAGUGCUAAACAUGUAAAAACAUUUUAUCAAUAUUUUUUGUUUUAUCAUAUAAAAAAAAAUUUCACAAGAAAAAAAAAUUAUGUGUCACCCAUAAAUAUAAUUAAUAAUUAUAGAUAA
This is a messenger RNA of Plasmodium gallinaceum, 1410 nucleotides long. Its product is annotated as conserved Plasmodium protein, unknown function. Lineage: Eukaryota; Apicomplexa; Aconoidasida; Haemosporida; Plasmodiidae. The record is from RefSeq and is a predicted model, not a curated record. The transcript has a single exon. Bases 1 to 1410 code for a protein of 469 amino acids.